UGCACACGGAUGCUUUAUCAAAGGACCUUGUUCAGAUAAAUAUCCGCGACUGCCGAGCGGCUCUUCACUACUCCGGGACACCAAAACUCACAACUGGUGGCCAGUUCAACAUGGCUCUGUCACUUUUUGCCACAGCAGGAUUUAUCGUCCUACUUUUCACCUCCUCGUCAGCUCAAAUCAGAGGAGACAACCAUGCAACGUGCAACAUGAAUGACGGCUUUGGAAAGUACUGCCCUACUACGUGUGGAGUUGCUGAUUACAUGUUCAGGUAUUUACCAGGCGUGGAUGAAGACCUGACUUGGAUGCAGAAUGAACUGGAGACCAUUGCCAAUUUAACUCAAGGGGCCGAUGAAACGAUUACAUACAUGAAAGACUCGGCAACAGCAGCCCAAAAGUCUUCCCAGCCUGAUCCGUACUACAAGAAGUCCUCCAGUAUGUUGGAUGAUGUCUUGCGGUUUGAAAAAACAAUAAUUGCACAAGAAGAGCAAAUGAUUGAACUUCAGAAUUUAAUCUCAGCCAACGAGAGGAGGAUGGGAGACUUGAGGAAACUGGCCCUUCAGCUGCAGCAGAAAUGCAACGAGCCCUGCAGAGACACGGUCCAAAUCCAGCCGAUCACAGGAACAGACUGCCAGGAUAUUGCAAACAAAGGUGCCACCACCAGCGGUCUGUACUAUGUGAAGCCGGCCAAAGCAGAGGGACAGUUCUUAGUCUACUGUGAGAUUGACGCCUUUGGCCGCGGCUUCACUGUAAUACAAAGGAGACGUGACGGCAGCGUGGACUUCUUCAAGGACUGGAUCCAGUACAAGGAGGGCUUCGGCUAUCUCUCCCCAGAUGACACAACGGAGUUUUGGCUCGGCAACGAAAAGAUCCACCUGCUGACGACCAGCUCAACCCUCCCCACCGUGCUGCGGAUUGAGCUUGUGGACUGGGACGGUAACAAACGGUACGCCGACUACAACAUGUUCAGAAUCGGCUCGGAGGCCGACAUGUACCGACUCACCUACGGUUACUACUUCGGCGGCGACGCCGGCGACGCCUUCGACGGCUACGACUUCGGGGACGACCCCAGCGACAAGUUCUUCACGUCGCACAACGGCAUGCAGUUCAGCACGUCCGACAAGGACAACGACAAGUACGAAGGCAACUGCGCCCAGCAGGACGGCUCGGGCUGGUGGAUGAACAAAUGCCACGCUGCGCAUUUGAACGGAAAGUACUACCAAGGUGGCAGGUACACAGAAAAGGAUGCAGGUGAGCACGGCUUCGACAACGGCAUCAUUUGGGUCACCUGGCACAAUCGUUGGUACUCCCUGAAAGAGACCACCAUGAAGAUCAUUCCCCUGAGCCGCAUCGCCGCAGGAGGCGGACAGCAGGCCGGCGUCAAACAGUUUGGAGGACUCGGAGGGGUUUAAACACGAAAAAUGUCCGCAGUCUGCUCUCCCCCUCCCCCUCUCCCACCCCCACAACUCUCUUAUCAUCUCAGAAUUUAAAAGAGGCUUAAAUUAUCCUGUAUCACCUCUUUGAUGUUUGUGUAUUAUUCUCAUUAGUUAACAGAUGAGCAGAAUAUGUCAAUCUGAUCCAGCAGACUUCUGAGGCAUAUUUUACCUACUGAGCGUGAUAGAUGCUUGUUUUAUAUGAGGUCUUUAGACCUAAUUUCUGUAUAUCUAAAAAAAAAAAAAAAUCCAGCCACACUGUUAAGACGAGAAUGUAAAAGCCAAAGUGCAUGCAA
Messenger RNA from Fundulus heteroclitus (mummichog), 1726 nucleotides. RefSeq names its product fibrinogen gamma chain (gene fgg). The transcript is spliced from 9 exons. Gene Ontology annotation, biological process: platelet activation; protein polymerization; blood coagulation. Bases 111 to 1409 code for a protein of 432 amino acids. The record is from RefSeq and is a predicted model, not a curated record. Lineage: Eukaryota; Metazoa; Chordata; Actinopteri; Cyprinodontiformes; Fundulidae. Gene Ontology annotation, cellular component: fibrinogen complex. Gene Ontology annotation, molecular function: signaling receptor binding.